Parnassius mnemosyne (clouded apollo) is the source of this 513-nucleotide messenger RNA. Lineage: Eukaryota; Metazoa; Arthropoda; Insecta; Lepidoptera; Papilionidae. The record is from the annotation of a GenBank genome assembly.
AUGAUUGAGGGAAUGGUGAAGGAUGGUGUUAUUGAACCUUCAUCUAUUCCAUGGUGUUCACCUGUGGUGCUGGUAAAGAAGAAGGAUGGCAGCAUGCGGUUUUGUGUUGACUACCGCCGCUUGAACGACGUUACGAAGAAGGACAGCUAUCCCUUGCCAAGAAUUGAUGAUACGCUGGACAUACUUAGAGGCGUAAAGUGGAUUAGUACGCUGGACCUGAAAAGUAGCUACUGGCAAGUUGAAAUUGACCCUAAGGACAAGGAAAAAACUGCAUUCUCCAAAGAAAAGGAUAUGUGGCAAUUUAAAUUCAUGCCAUUUGGAUUGUGCAAUGCUCUAGCAACGUUUGAAAGGUUGAUGGAGCUUGUACUUACCGGGCUAAAUGGAGAUGCCUGUCUGAUCUACUUGGAUGACAUCAUCAUCGUAGGCCGUACGUUUGAGGAACACCUUCAAAACGUGGAACGCGUGCUCAUGAAGAUCCAGAGUGCCAAUCUCAAGUUCAGUCCGAAGAAGUGA